Messenger RNA from Penicillium diatomitis, 1722 nucleotides. RefSeq names its product putative CECR1 family adenosine deaminase. The transcript has 2 exons. Gene Ontology annotation, molecular function: adenosine deaminase activity. Gene Ontology annotation, biological process: inosine biosynthetic process; adenosine catabolic process. NCBI's taxonomy places the organism in Eukaryota, Fungi, Ascomycota, Eurotiomycetes, Eurotiales, Aspergillaceae. Bases 1 to 1722 code for a protein of 573 amino acids. The record is from RefSeq and is a predicted model, not a curated record.
AUGGAAGCCGGCGACAGUGCAUGGGAGCUUGAGGCGGGUAUUCCUCAGUUCGAAGAUCCCUUCAUCCAGCAAUAUUUGAAAGGUCGUGACGCGCUGAUCGCUGAGGAGCGCAAACGGCGCCACGAUGCACUGUUCCGGAAGUCUUUAUCUCCCAUCGCUGCUCGAGCUUGCAAGAUCGUCUCCCAGAUUCGAGCUCGCGAACAUAACGAGAUCUGGACGAACGGAUUAGAUGAGGAUGCAGCUCACCAAUCCGACGAGAUCCUGUACCCGGGUGUCAUGUUUCACUAUGCCAAAGGUCGUAUGGAAAAGACCAACCUGUGGAAGAUUGUUGAGAGAAUGCCCAAGGGCUCACUUCUACACGCUCAUAUGGACGCCAUGUUCGACAUUGACUUUCUCAUCGACCAAGCCUUCUCAACGCCGGGCAUGCAUAUUUUGGCACCCCAGGCCUUGGCAUCCGCCAACGACAGGGAGCACGGGCCUGUCUUCUUCCAGUACUCGUCACAGCCGACAGCCGACAGCGAAAAGAAAGCUAGUAUCUGGACGGAGAAGUACAAACCGUCCUCGUUGAUUCCAAUCCACUCGGCAGCUGCAUCACAUCCUGAUGGCGAGACUGGGUUUCGCGACUGGCUGCGUAGUCGCUGUAUGAUCAUGCCCGAACAUUCCUACUUCCACCAUCACGGUGUCGAUGCUAUCUGGGCGAUCUUCACCACUACAUUCCCGGUCAUUAACUCGAUCCUCAUGUACGAGCCAAUUUUCCGGGCAUGUUUCCGCCGCAUGCUCGGCCAACUGGCCGCGGACGGGAUUCGAUACGUGGAAUUCCGCAUUGCCUUUGUCUUUCAAUGGAGGAGGCAAGGGAGCGACGAGACCGACGAUGGCUAUGAUCAUUGGGCUCAAGUCGUUGAGGAAGAACUCGAAGCCUUUAAGAAGACUGAACAGGGAAAGUCAUUCUAUGGCGCUCGCAUUAUCUGGACCACGCUCCGUCGUUUUGGCAACAAGGACAUUGUCGAGUCAAUGAAGCAGUGCAUUGAUACCAAACAUGCAUUCCCCGACCUCAUUUGUGGCUUUGAUUUGGUCGGCCAGGAGGACUUGGGUAGACCUCUCAAGAGCCUGGUACCGAUUCUGUUCUGGUUCCGCAAACGUUGCGCAGAGGAAGGCCUCGACAUCCCUUUCUUUUUCCACGCCGGGGAGUGCCUUGGAGAUGGCGACGAAACGGACAACAACCUAUUCGAUGCGAUCUUACUGGGUACCCGACGAAUUGGUCACGGGUUUUCCCUCUUCAAACACCCGCUGCUCAUCGACUUGGUCAAGGAGAAGAAAAUCAUGAUCGAGUGUUGUCCCAUCUCCAACGAGAUUCUUCGGCUAGCCAGCUCCAUCAAGGCCCACCCAUUGCCGGCAUUGUUAUCCCGGGGCGUCGCCGUCUCAUUGUGUAACGAUGAUCCCGCCAUUCUCGGUCACGGGCGAAAUGGUCUGACUCAUGACUUCUGGCAGGCUCUUCAGGGAUUAGAGAACGUUGAUCUGGCUGGACUGGCCAUGAUGGUUCAGAAUUCCCUCCGAUGGAGCUGUUUCGAGGACCAACCGACUGCGAGAUGGAAACAAGACGUUGAAGAAGGGAUUCUUGGAAGCGGACUGAAAGCCGUGCGCCUGCAAGAAUGGCAUGCUGAGUUCGAGAAGUUCUGCGAGUGGAUCGUGUUGGAGUUUGCGGAGUUUGACGAGGAAGAGUAA